Drosophila arizonae is the source of this 1017-nucleotide messenger RNA. RefSeq lists its product as uncharacterized. Lineage: Eukaryota; Metazoa; Arthropoda; Insecta; Diptera; Drosophilidae. The record is from RefSeq and is a predicted model, not a curated record.
UUGAAAUUCAAAUAUAUCGAUAACAUUUCGAUAAAUAACAAUAUUUUGUUUACCGACUGGUGCGGCAAAGCGAAGCGAGUUAGUUAUUGACUACCUGCGCGACGAAUCCGCGUAUCACCCCAAAAAUAUUCAAUUCGGAAGAAGCGGAUCGCUGACAGGUCAGCAAUCAACAGGCAGAGCGAUUUGGCCAUAUUUGUAAUGCUCGACUAUAGGUCGACACUGCAUAUAAGUACAGCACGUUCAACGUACAACAUGGACAGAACUUCGGAUGCGGAUGCGUGUUCAAUGUCUUCGCUAGAAAGCGAGAGUGAUUUAUCGCUGGCCCUUGAGCACGACAUGGGCCAACCGGUCGACUGUGAUGAGCUGCCCGCUUUCGAAAUACGGGCUUACUCUCCUCAUGGGCGCACGCCGUCGCCAAUUGAUGAUUUGAAUGCAUCGGACUUGGAAACGCCAAAGCAGCUGCCGUUCCAACAGCAGCGCAGUCCUGGGCGUCAGAAUAAUCCAGAGUUUGUGGCCUUGCACGAGAUCAAUGCACAAAUUAGUGCACCCAACAACAACGAAAAUGCAGAUGACUCAACAGUGGGCCUCAAGCAUGCCAACAGCUUGGAAACCAUUUUUGAAGGUGUCUUUUUGCACACACCGCCGCGUGAAAAGCUGAACAAAAGCGCAGGUUAUGGCUCGAAUCCUAACUCAGCAAAUCGCUACACACCAAAACGCAGUCGCGCUAAUUUGAUGGAAUUGGUGGCCAUGAAUCGUCUGCACCUUGAUGGACAGGAAAAUCAAUCGCCAAGCAAGCAGCUGCAAGACGAGCUCACCUAGUUUCCGUCCUUGGGGCAACUGGGGCCCAAACCAAAGCCAUAUAUGACACAUUUGCUUAGACUGCCACAGAUUUCCUAGAUAUAAGAAUUUACGUACACUUUGUGUAUCUCAAUGUAUAAGCAUUACUUUUAUAUAAUUUUAUAUUCUGGAUGCUGAAUUUAAAUAGUAAAACAUCUGUCUUUCCAUGUUUUAAACAUU